Messenger RNA from Peronospora farinosa, 861 nucleotides. Lineage: Eukaryota; Oomycota; Peronosporomycetes; Peronosporales; Peronosporaceae. The record is from the annotation of a GenBank genome assembly.
AUGACGUCGCUGCAUCGACGAUGGAUAUCGAUUAGAGAGACUGGAAUAUUGACGAAAAAGUACCUGAAUGAUCCGAGUCUUCGUGUUCGUAUUGUACCAAUGUUAAAAGAUAAUUACGGCUACGUGGUGGUAGAUGAGGCCAAUCAGACAAUGUUUGCAGUCGAUCCUGCCGAGUCUAGCAAGAUCUUGACGGUAUUAAAGGAGGAAGAAACGACUCGAAACCGCGAGUUUCUUGGCGUCUUGACAACACACAAACACGAAGAUCACGCUGGAGGCAACGAGGAAAUGGCGAAACACUAUCCGGACGUGAUGAUUGCUGGACCGGAACAUGAGCGGAUCCCAGCACGGAACUGCCCAGUGAACGGAGGAGAAGAGUUUAAGAUUGGAGCGGCAAAAGUGAAGGUGUUGAAUGUAUCCUGCCACACGAAGGCCCAUGUGGCGUACGUUAUCACGGGCGACGAUGAGACGCCACCACUGCUGUUUCCAGGCGAUACACUGUUUGUAGGAGGCUGUGGACGCUUCUUUGAAGGAACGGCGGAGGACAUGUACAGGGCUCUGUACGAAGUACUUCUCAAGCUACCAAAGGACACGAGGGUGUACUGUGGUCAUGAGUAUACCAUGUCGAACCUACGUUUCGCUCUUAGCGUAGACCCAUCUAAUCAGGCUUUGCGCGACAAGAUUUCAGCCGUUCGUAUUCGUCGGGCGAAGAAUCUGCCCAGCGUCCCGUCUUCCCUACGUGAAGAAAUACUCUACAACCCCUUCUUGCGCGUGCAUAACGAGACUAUUCGCAAUGCUGUCGGCGGAAGAGAUCCGGUCAGCGUUCUUGAAAACCUUCGCCGACGCAAAGACUCGUUUCAGUAA